UUGUAUCCAGCAUCUCAUUAUCAAAAGAGAACAAUUUCAUUAUCUACGUCUCGUAUCCCAAAUAAUUUAUUUUUGGGAGAGUGCAGUAUUUAUCGGUUUUUCCUAAACGCUCUAUCGCAGCUUCACGUCUCGUUAUCUCUUUCCGCGGUUUUACUGAAAAAGAAACGCUGUUGAGAGCGAGCACGCGACGCGUCUGAGGGAGAAGCUCGCGCUCUUUGUUCAUUCAUUUGAUCUGCUGGGAUUCUUUGUUGCGCGUGAAAGCAUGGGAGCGCAAAUCUCCAAAAACGGAGCAAAAGAGGAAACCGCUGCCGAAAAGCCAUCAGAGGCAGCGAAUAAAUCAAACGGGCAGGAGAAUGGUCACGCUAAAACCAACGGGAAUGCCUCUCCAAAGGCAGAUGCUGCCACAGAAGAUGUGCAAGCCAACGGCAAACACUCCCCUGAUGGAGAAGUAAAAGCAGAAGAAGGGAAAGCUGAGGAAGGAGGUGCAGAGAAGGCCGCUACAGAAGGUGAAGGGGAGAGUUCUGCCGUCGCCAACGGCGAGGACUCGGCCAAGCCAGAGGAAAAUGGCGCAGCUUCGGCGAGCACCGAGCCUGCCAAACAGAAAAAGCGCUUCUCUUUUAAGAAACCAUUCAAACUUAGUGGCUUCUCGUUUAAGAAGAGUGCCAAAAAAGAGGCUGAAGGUGGAGAGGCAGCAGCACCAGCCGCUGCCGAGAAUGGAGAGGAGAAAAAAGAUGCUCCAGAGUCUGAGGAGGCCAAGCCUGAGGCCUCCAGCGAAGAAGUCAAGACGGAGGCUCCAGCCGAGGAACCCAAAGCUGAGGAACCAGCUGAAAGCAAUGAGGAAAAACCAUCCGCUGAAGUCGUCGAGGAGAAGCAAGCGGAGGCCGUACCUCAAGAACCAGCUGCCGCGGAGAGUUCGGAGACCCCGGCCGCCACAGAAUAAGAUGGAGGUGAAAGGAUGAAGUCCGAGGAGCACAAACAUGGAAAAUUUGUACAAAAACCAAUGACAUUUCAAACCUUCUGUUUUAACCCAUACUUUCAUUUCAUCCAUUCUUGUUCCAUCCACUACAUUGUACAUGUCAUUUUGAAGGAAGGGUGUUGGAUGGAGUGAUUGGAAAGUGAAAGGCACAAUUUUUCCCAUGUUCUUCAUCAGUUUUUUGUAGCAGUUGUGUAAGUGACGCGUGCGUGCGUGCAUGAGUGAGAUUAAUCGCAUUGCCUGUUUCAUACUUUUUUGUUUUUGUUUUGUAGGUGAACUAUGUUAGUGUCAUAAGGACAUUGAGUUGAAAUGUUAGUUGAAGGUACUGGCGCCAUACAAUUGGGUAAAUCAAAUGUGUGGAAAGAAAGAGAUCAGAAGCGAUGUCAUCAAACAAUUUACAGAUGGUAUUGGUCGGUUCUCAUUCUAUUUGACUGUCAUCUGCUACAUGAAUCACUGAAAUUAGGUGCUCAGCCUCAAACGCUGCGUUGUGCAGUACUGCAGCAUUAUGUAUUGGUAUUGGCUUUUGUCAUUGCUGGGUUUUAUGAUGUUGAUAAAAUGGCUUUCAUGUUUUUCUUAAUAUCUGUGGUAUUAAAUGAAGUAUUUUUUCUCUGGAGAUACUCGUUUCAGUGAGAAUGAUGUUCUGAUAUGUUCAAGAUCAAAACUUUUGACCUGUCGUGUAAUGCAGUCAAAGUGGUUUUAUUCCAACACAGUUCCACAAAUGUAUGAAAUUUGCCAGUGCAAUCGUCAAGUAGAUUUUUUUCCCUGUAAAUACUUCAGCACCAUCUCUACUUGAUUUUUAAAUGGAAUGUAACUGCGUGCAAAUUGUUCACAAUGCUUCUUUUACCCCUGCAUUUUAGGGGCAUUCAAAACAAAAAUAAAGGAUUUAGAAAGAGAA
Triplophysa rosa is the source of this 1868-nucleotide messenger RNA. RefSeq names its product myristoylated alanine-rich protein kinase C substrate b (gene marcksb). Gene Ontology annotation, molecular function: actin filament binding; calmodulin binding. The transcript has 2 exons. Gene Ontology annotation, cellular component: plasma membrane; cytoplasm; actin filament bundle. Gene Ontology annotation, biological process: central nervous system development; actin filament organization. The record is from RefSeq and is a predicted model, not a curated record. The coding region runs from base 263 to 940 and encodes 225 amino acids. Lineage: Eukaryota; Metazoa; Chordata; Actinopteri; Cypriniformes; Nemacheilidae.